This is a messenger RNA of Guyanagaster necrorhizus, 666 nucleotides long. RefSeq lists its product as uncharacterized. The transcript is spliced from 4 exons. NCBI's taxonomy places the organism in Eukaryota, Fungi, Basidiomycota, Agaricomycetes, Agaricales, Physalacriaceae. The coding region runs from base 56 to 478 and encodes 140 amino acids. The record is from RefSeq and is a predicted model, not a curated record.
GAUCGGAUUCGGAAGGCUACGUUCACUCAAAGGCUUAAUCCAUUCUCAUCUCAUCAUGCGUGCCACGACCUACCCAGUUUCAGAAUAUCUGCCACUCAAUAAGACAGUUCUGUGCUUUUAUCCUCAACAGGACGGUUUGGAUUGCGCACAUGUCGGCCAAGUCACCGUGGAGACCACAACCAAAGACCCUACUGUACCCGAGCUGGUCGCGUAUCACAAUGCCCAAGAUGAUAUUUCCAAAGCUAUUCAGCGUCUCUUUGUCGGUCAAAAGUUCUGCAUGCUACCGGAAAAGAUCAUUCUUGAUGGGGACGGUUACAAACUGACUGGAACUCGGAAACUCUGGGAUUACGGCAAGAAUACUCUCGAUCUACGAUGGGGAGGUGACGAGAUCAAGCAGUUCGCUUACAAAUGGUCCUUUCUAUUCACCGUCCAAGACAAAGAAACACAGCAACUCCAUAUACUUUACGUAUGCGAUUAGCGAAAAAUGCAAUUGCGAUGAUGCUUAAUGAUACAAAUUCGGGGAUUGUUGAAAUCCGAGCACAUGAAUUACUGCCGCACCAACCCUCCUCAGCCACGGCCUCGCUAAGCGAAAGCUCCCACUGAGUGAGCGUGCAGCAGUCUACUCUGCUUCCCUUUUAUGCAUGCAUGUCCUAACGCCAGCAACAA